Molecule: messenger RNA, 3379 nt
Organism: Ornithodoros turicata
Lineage: Eukaryota; Metazoa; Arthropoda; Arachnida; Ixodida; Argasidae
Product: alpha-amylase-like
Biological process (GO): carbohydrate metabolic process
Molecular function (GO): alpha-amylase activity; cation binding
Source: RefSeq, a predicted model, not a curated record
GUCGUGAUCUUCCCGUUGGUACUCGCGACGGCCAACCAUGACGUUUCGCGAGCCACGAAAAACCCUCACAUGUUGCCAGGAAGUAGCGUAAUCGUACAUCUGUUUGAAUGGAAGUUCCAAGACAUCGCGAAGGAGUGCGAAGGUUUCCUCGGCCCCAUGGGAUACGGCGGCGUACAGGUUUCUCCGGUCACCGAACAUGGCAUCAUUCGUGAUGGUCUCAGGGUCCGGCCCUGGUACGAACGGUAUCAACCGGUCAGCUACAAAAUCGACACGAGGAUUGGCAACGAAGACCAAUUCAAAAAUAUGGUCCGCCGCUGUAACCAGGCAGGAGUCAGAAUAUACGUCGACGUGAUCUUGAACCACAUGACCAGCAACUUGAAGAUCCAACAUGGUACAGCUGGAAGUGUGUUCAACUACGGCGAACGAAGGUACGACGGUAUCCCUUACAACAGGUCCGAUUUCCAUAACAAUGCCUCCUGCCACAGCAAGUCUGGAGGGAUUGAUGACUUCAAUGAUGCAUCUCAGGUCCGCAAUUGCGAGUUGCUUGGUCUGCUAGACUUGGAUCAAAGCAGAGAGCACGUGCGAGAAAGGGUGCUGUCCUUCCUGAAUCGCUUGAUCAGCUACGGCGUCUCUGGCUUCCGAGUUGAUGCUGCGAGGCACAUGUCUCCACAGGACCUCAGUGUCAUAUACGGACGACUGCAGAACUUGUCAACCGAGUUUUUUCCUCCGCAUAGCCGUCCCUUCAUCUACCAGGAAGUCAUCGACAUGGGUCACGGAGGGCCGAUCACGAAAUGGGACUACAAUAGUAUCGGAAGGGUCACGGAGUUCCUGUAUGGUGCUAAGUUGACGGAGGUGCUCCUCAGGAAGAACGGUCAGAUGUUGAAGUAUCUAGACAGUUUCGGAGAAAGCUGGGGAAUGCUACCCAGCGGUGACGCGGUGGCAUUCAUCGACAAUCACGACAACCAGCGCGGCCACGAGGCAGACGCUCAAGUGUUAAGCUUCUUCUCGCCACGGUUGUACAAAAUGGCGACUGCGUUCAUGCUGGCAUGGCCCUACGGCGUUGCGAGGGUCAUGAGCAGCUACUUCUGGCACAGGAACUUGGUGAAUGGCAAGGACCUCAAUUAUUGGAUAGGACCUCCAAUGGAUGGUGAGGAGAAUAUCAAGUCGGUGAUCACUUACCCGAAUAACACGUGCGGCAAUGGGUGGAUCUGCGAGCAUAGGUGGCGACAAAUUUACAACAUGGUUAAAUUCCGGAACGUGUCAGCUCUCGAACCGGUCUCACACUGGUGGGACAACGGCUACCAGGCAAUCGCUUUCGGGCGGCGAAGUCGGGCGUACAUUGUUAUCAACCACGAAGACUUCGUCAUCAGCAGAAUCUUCGAUACUGGAAUGCCAAGUGGAACCUAUUGUGACGUCAUUUCCGGAAGCAAAAGUGGACGCACGUGCACGGGACGACAAGUACUCGUGGACUCUCAUGGACACGCGGACAUUACAGUUGACAACAAAUGGGAGGAUCCCAUGAUAGCCAUCCACGUGGAAGCGAAGCUGUGAGGCGAUGAGCAGCCAGACGGCUCCAAUUGCAGUGAAAUUCACUUCGAGUGCUUGUGUAGUAUUCCCAACACGUGGCGGAUAGGAAACUGUCAAUAUGACCAAACUAACACGUGCCAUUACGUGACAUCGUGGAGAUACUUCACUACUAGACUUCUUAAGAAGUCCAUGGUGAAUUUUUGUUCGCAGGGUUCUCGUAAACCUGGCUAAAUUUCUACACGGGACAUGUACAGGCGUGUUUCCCUCGAGAUUAUGUGGGGAAUGACAUAUUCUUUGAAGGCUUGACGCGAUCCACUGAUUUUUGGCGAAAUAAAGCUUGCCAUAUUUUCAAUACUUGGGAGUCUAUGGGAGAUGCAACAAAAUCGCUUCUUUCGGCCCGCGCGCCCGGGAUAUUUGGGCCAAAAUGAUGUCAUUCAAAUAGUCGGGGAAUAGAUUGCAAUCAACAAAAUCGACAAGUUUACUGCAGUUUUCCAGAUCCCUGCGAAUUAAAACAAUGGCUUUGUUGUUUGCCAUCAUGUUCUGCAGUCUGUCGGCGAUUACAUUACUUCCUUAAAGAGCGGGGGGGGGGAAAACAAAGCGAAGAAAACAAUUUUGUGGUGGUGCGGCCAACUCUCUCCCGAAACGAACAUUAACUGGACCGCAUGAGUCCGCCUUAACGAUGCAUAACUUAUUCCGAACUUAGGAAGGGAGUUGCCUCAGGACAGAAGCCGCCGAUAUUUCGAACAGAGACUGUUCAGAGAAGAAUAUCGGCGGCUUCUGUCCUGAGGCAACUCCCUUCCUACAUCUCUACCGGUUCGAGACUGUUCAGAGAAGAACAGUCUCUGUUCGAAAUAUCGGCGGCUUCUGUCCUGAGGCAACUCCCUUCCUACAUCUCUUCCGGUUCGCUGGAUUUCUACCCAUCUUAUUCCGAACUUGUUCUUGGAAGCAUAACUUCAGAGGUACACCGUUGAAGCUGUCAUAUUUGCGGUGUGCAUCAUUAUACUUACACCCUGUAUUCAGUUCUUUCUGUUUCGUUCUUGGUUUGAACCCGUCUUUUCUGGUAGUAAAGCGACAGUCCAUUCCCGAGCCAACGCUGAGUAUUGGUGCUCCACGAUUUCCUAUGAUGCUCCAAAUCAACCUGAUAACCAUUUCUACUAAAUCCGCCGCCAAUAAAUUAUGAUUGAAUUCUGUGGCCAGUGUUCUCCCUCCUGUGAUUUGCCACAUUUUUUUUUUCCUUCUGCACCAUGGAACAUCACAGGCUGAGUCACUAUAUACUGCCACCCAGAUCAUCAAUACAUAGCGGAGAGUGUGAUUGUGUACCCGAUAUGCUUAAGAACACCAGUUGCAAUUUUUUAUUUGUUUCACAUACUUAUGGUUUAGAUAGUUACCGGUCGUGCAUCACUAUGUGUGGAUUGCAUGCACAACUACACUGUAGAAUUUUGAAAGAAGUAGAAACAAAAAAACAUGGUGCCUUCGAGAGAGGAUUGCAUAUCCCAUACAACUGUUUAUUGAUUUCUAGUUAUUAUUUGCAUUUCACUUCAUUUUGGGAAGAGAUAAGCUAGGCGCAAAAGAGACAAAAUCCGGAGGGGGGCACCACUUCAGCAGUGCACGGGCAAUCCGUAUAAACACAGCUAACAGAAAGAACGACACUGAUCAAGUACAAGUUUAGUAAUGCUAUACGUCAACGAGCUGUUUCAUUUCAAGUUAGUCUGUGCAGUUUCAGUGUUUGCAGUGUUUCUGUGUGUUUCAGUUCAACUUCACUGCCAUGUUGUAGGACUGCGCGCUUUGAGCUGCUUGUAUCUCUGUAAACGUUAGGCGUGCUACGCGCAGAAACAUAAAUUCUUCAUGUUAU